This is a messenger RNA of Trichomycterus rosablanca, 1805 nucleotides long. It is a transcript of the gene dapk2b, whose product is annotated as death-associated protein kinase 2b. Gene Ontology annotation, molecular function: protein serine/threonine kinase activity; ATP binding. The record is from RefSeq and is a predicted model, not a curated record. Lineage: Eukaryota; Metazoa; Chordata; Actinopteri; Siluriformes; Trichomycteridae. Gene Ontology annotation, cellular component: nucleus; cytoplasm. The transcript has 11 exons. Gene Ontology annotation, biological process: positive regulation of apoptotic process; protein phosphorylation; intracellular signal transduction. Bases 50 to 1120 code for a protein of 356 amino acids.
CCUACUGAAACUUGUUUACCUGAUAACCUUCAAGACAUAAUCAUCAUCAAUGAAGACUCUGGGCAUGGCUGUGUUCAAGCAACAGAAAGUGGAGGAUUUUUAUGAAAUGGGAAAGGACCUUGGAAGUGGGCAGUUUGCUAUAGUGAAACAGUGUAGGGAGAAGAGUACAGGUGUGGAGUAUGCUGCAAAGUUUAUAAAGAAGCGGCAAAGCAGAGUAAGCAGAAGAGGAGUCCGCCGAGAGGAAAUUGAAAGGGAGGUGACCAUUCUACAGCAGCUUCAGCACCCCAACAUUAUCUCGCUGCAUGACGUCUAUGAGACCCGUACUGAUGUGGUGCUUAUUCUGGAACUGGUUUCCGGAGGGGAACUUUUUGAUUUCCUGGCCCAGAAGGAAUCUCUAAGUGAAGAAGAGGCGACAGAGUUUAUUAAACAGAUUCUUGAUGGAGUCCAGUACCUGCACUCCAAAAAAAUCGUACAUUUUGAUUUGAAGCCUGAAAAUAUUAUGCUCCUGGAUAAAAACGUCCCAAAGCCACGGAUCAAACUUAUAGACUUUGGCUUGGCACAUAAGAUUGAAGAUGGCGCUGAGUUUAAAAACAUAUUUGGGACACCAGAAUUUGUGGCUCCAGAAAUUGUCAACUACGAGCCUCUGGGAUUAGCAGCAGACAUGUGGAGCAUUGGAGUCAUCACAUACAUCCUAUUAAGUGGUGCAUCACCAUUUCUAGGCGAGUCCAAACAGGAGACUCUUGCAAACGUUUCUGCUGUGAACUAUGACUUCGAUGAGGAAUUCUUCGGCAGCACCAGUGAGCUGGCUAAAUGCUUUAUUAGACAGCUACUCAAUAAAGACACAAGAAAGAGGCUAACAGUAGAAGGUGCUCUCAGCCACCCCUGGAUAAAGCCUUUGGACCACAGGCAAGCACUGGUGCGCAGACAGUCUGUAGUCAACAUUGAGAAUUUCAGAAGACAACAUGUCCGCCGCAGGUGGAAGUUCUCCUUCAGGAUUGUUGCUCUUUGUAACCAUUUGACACGUAUGAUGAAGAAACCAGAAUAUGACUGUGAAAGCGACCAGGAGGAGGACGUGUUGAUAAAGAGACCCAAGACCAGGAAAAGGAGCAGCACCUCCUGAGGUUCAUCAGGGCCACUUCAUCAUGAUAAAGCUUCUGCAGUAGGCAAUAAGACGCCAGUCUCAGAAAUACAAUGAUGUGAAACUUUUCAGGAAGGGCCUUCAACAUGUUCACAACUCAUAAAGAUAAAAUGAUUAGUAAGUGAGUCUGAAUAAUAUGCAUAUAUAUGCCUUGGACAGAUUCAGACAUGGAAAUGGAUGAUGCAAUAAGUGCCAAUGGGGUGAUUUUAAAAUAAUGUGUCUAAAGCUGUGCAGAAUAGUAAUGAAUGUUUUAUAUUUGUUAUGAGUGCAAUGAUUAAUGUAACAUGAAACCUUCUUUUAAGUUUUAAGCUUUCUGAAACCUUCCAUUUGCAUUAAUUGAAGACUUUGGAGUCCGCUGCUUGAAAGGUGUCUGCUGUCUUAAUACAGUCUAAUUUUAACAUAUUGACACCCCUGGUCAAAUUCCAGAUAAGAAUAAGUUAGCACAUCUUAACCCUUUUUUUUUUUUAACAAAAUGGGGAUGUGAUAUCUCUUAUCUCCCCCUAUAUUUUAAAUUCACCAAAUGAAAAUGAAUAGUCAUUUAGUAUGAGGAUAUCAACAAAACAUGGAUUUUUAUUAAAAGAGCAUGACAUUUUGUAUUAGACUGUACACUGGCAUCAAGCAUAACAUUAUGACCACCUCCUUGUUUCUACACUCACUGUUCAUUUUC